AUGAUUGACUACCCUCCCCAGGAUGACUGGCACGGCUACAACCCAGUCUUUGUGCAUAUCACCGAUGCGUUGAAGACCCCCGAAGAAUAUGGCUCCGAACAUAGUCAUGGGCCUCUCAUCGACACGUUAUCUGGUGAUUUUACAAUUACAAAGAAAGACCUCGUCUGGAGAAUCGAAUCGAAUGGACGGCACAUUGAUGGCAAUUUGAUCGUCAAGCUUGUCCACACUCUUCAGAGUAAGGACAAGGAGAGCUUCUGCGUGUCGGAUCUCCUGACCCUUCCAAUCCGUCUUUGCCCUCAUCAGUCCACCACAUUCGACUUACCGGAAAGAUCCCGAUAUAUCAAAGGCAUCGAGCUGAACGGAUCGUUGCUGAUCCAUGCCAUCAAGUAUGCUUUCCCUGUAGCGGCGCAAACAAGUGUCAAUAUGAACUCGCUCAAGCAACCGUCACCGUCCGAACAGGAGCAAAUAUCCAGGGCGCAAUCGGGGGAGACCGUCUACUAA
This is a messenger RNA of Ascochyta rabiei, 501 nucleotides long. RefSeq lists its product as uncharacterized. The transcript has a single exon. The record is from RefSeq and is a predicted model, not a curated record. Lineage: Eukaryota; Fungi; Ascomycota; Dothideomycetes; Pleosporales; Didymellaceae. The coding region runs from base 1 to 501 and encodes 166 amino acids.